ACCAACAACACAAGAAAAAAAGUGUGUCAGUGUGCCAUCCAUCGUCGUCGUUGCCAGAAACAUCUCGCCUUGGAAGAGAAAGAUUUUCGCCUCUCCACCUUGAAACUCUCUCUGUUCACUAUCACGGUAUCACGACUUCUUCUUCAACCGGCGUUUACAUCGGGAUUCAUUCGUUUCGCGUCAUCUGAUGGACGAAGAAGAUGAGGGAAUCCGUCGAGAGGAUACGGAAGGAAAGGGCUUCACCGACUAGUCCCAGGUUGAUUUUAAGAAGAGUCCUCGUUUUGGCAGAAGGAAGACAAUACAGAGAAGCUUCUGCUGUAAUUUCAAAAUUAGGAUCCGUUGGUUUGGUUACUUUAGCCAGCGAACUUCCUUUGGAUUUAUUGGUGGAGGGACUUCCUCAUUCCGCGCAGUUAUUGGAAACACUUUUUUCAAAAUUAGUAGCUACUGGACAGAGGCCAAAUUUAAAUGCGGAACCUGUUCUGUGGCAAUUGGUGAGGUUGUUCGCUUUGCAUGAAGAUCCUGGGUUGAAAAGUAAAUUGGGAAGAUUGGCACAAGUUCUUUUGGAGUUUCAACCGGAGUUUUUUCGCGUUUUGAGUUCUAGAAGGAAAACUUUAGAACAAGCUGUUCAAGGUUUGGGUUGUCACGGAUUAACACAAACGGCCUCUGGUUUAACUCAUUUACAUGCCGCUCUGAAGUCCGAACUACAAAGGCACAUAGAAACAUACAAAGCGGUGUUACAUCGCUUGGACGAACUUGGUUUAUGUACAAACGAUACCAAGAAACCAGUUGAUGCGUCCCAUCAAAGGUUACUAUCGUUACAUCACAACGAAGUUCAACAAAGAUUAAUCGAUAAUAAAACGAUUUUAACAUUAAUGGAUAAACCAGCUUUACAACAAUUAAAACCUUUAAUUGAAAUGCUAAUGGAGAGAGUGCAAAAUGAUAAGGAAGCUUUAUUUUGUGUAUCACAAUUAAAAAGAAUGCAUUCUGUUGUUGAAGACCGCCCGGUAGCUCAAUUAUUGAUGUGUUUUUCAAGGGCUUGUUCGUCCGUUUUGGAAUUAAUGCAACUACCAGAGAGUCCAUGCCACUCCGACGGAUAUCAUUCCGAACCGGAAACGGAUGCAGAUAGAGAAAAAGAUGCAGUUGGAAGAUUUGCCUCUCUUUAUUAUCAAAGUAGACCAAGAGCAUUGGAAUCUUUAGAUGACCUCCCGGAUUUAACACACGCCAAUCAAUUAAAAUCAAAAAUUCUUUUUUCAGUAGUUGUGCUUGCUUUUAGGACAUGUCGUCAUUUAAAAGACACAAAAUUAAGAGAAACAUUCCGAAAUCUUCACAUUGACGUAAGAAACUCAUCUGCAAAUUUACUAAGGUCAACGAUAACGAAAUGUUUUGCAACAACAUUCGAUACGUUCCCGUUAAGCGAAAUUGAAACCCAAAUUCGCAAUUUGGUUUGCGACACUCUUCAAGAGUACAAAUGUCUGGAUUCGUGCGAAGGAUUACGAAGAUAUGUUGCGGAAGUUUCACGAACAGUUUGGUUUUUAAUCAAUCAAGAUCCACCUUUUGAAUUAGAAACCAAUUUUACGAUUCCGACAAAAUUUAGACCCGAUUUACAUCUUAAACAUCAUUCUUCUGAUAGAACGUCUGAUAAUGUUAAAUGUUAUUUGUGGCCAGCUUUAAUACAAUCGGGAAAUUGUGUACAUAAAGCUGUUGUUGUUACUGAUGGAGGAUAAAAAUUAAAAUUAUUUAAAAUUAAUUUAAAGUGGGGUUGGUGUAAUUG
This is a messenger RNA of Onthophagus taurus, 1771 nucleotides long. RefSeq lists its product as uncharacterized. Gene Ontology annotation, cellular component: mitochondrial outer membrane. Gene Ontology annotation, biological process: mitophagy by internal vacuole formation; mitochondrial protein catabolic process. Lineage: Eukaryota; Metazoa; Arthropoda; Insecta; Coleoptera; Scarabaeidae. The record is from RefSeq and is a predicted model, not a curated record.